AUGAUUGCCUUGAUUUUAUUCCCAAAAGAUCAGCAACAAACCAAGAGAUCAAAAACAAACCUAAUGCUCACUACAGACACCCAUCCUUUCUCUGACUUUCGUCCAGACGCCACAGGGUCAUCUCUUCUCUAUCGUCUCUACUCUCUCAAUCUAAAUCGACGAUUCUCUUCUCUCUUUUUUGGUCAACCGGCUGUAGAAGUUUUCGCUCGAGUGGGAUCUUGGCCCAGUGAACAUCGCCUAUUCUCCUCUCUUCUCCUCAACUACCAGUUACACCCCCUGCUACCGGUAUACCUUCAAUGGCGUCUUCUCCAACUUCAUCAAUUCACAAGAGCUUUAAAUGAAGAUAUAUUGGCUAAUGAAUUGGGUACUAAAGCAACAAGAUGUCUACAAUUUUACACCGAGAAACUCAAUCCACAUACUGUUAUAAAAGGUCUUGGAAAGAUGAAGGAACUUAGACUUCUUUCUGUGGUUCUUGGAGAUUGUUUCCGUAAUUUGGAAUUUAAUAUUGUUAGCCCAGACUUUCCAGAUGCUUUACGAUAUCUGCGUUUGAACUAUUACCCUUACAAGUCUUUGCCCAAAACCUUUCAAGCAAAUAAUCUUGUUGCAAUUGAGAUGGAUGACAGCAAAAUCGAACAACUUUGGGAAGGGGGAGAAAAAAAGGUUCUUAACAAGCUCAGAUUCCUUGACCUUAAUCGUUCAAUGUUGAGUACCCUUGACCUUGGGCUUACUCCAAAUCUCGAGAAGUUGAAUCUUGGAGAAUGUUCCAAUUUGGUAGAACUUCAUAUGCCCUUUGGAUGUUUAAAGCUCGUAUCUAUCGACCUCAGAAAUGCAAGGUUGAGGACCCUUGACCUUCGUUUGGCUCCAAAUCUUGAAAAGUUGAUUCUUGUUGAAUGCAAUGAUUUGGAAGAACUCCACAUGCCCCAUAGAUGUCUAAAUCUUGGAUACCUACUACUCUCUAAAUCAAAGUUGAGGACCCUUGACAUUGGGCUGACUCCUAAUCUCAAGUAUUUGGAUCUUAAAAAUAGUUAUUAUUGGGAAGAACUUCACAUGGCUGAUCAAUGUCAAAAGCUCACAAACCUCGACAUUAGUCAUUCAAAGUUGAGGACCCUUGACCUUAGGUUGACUCCAAAUCUCAAGGGGUUAGAUCUAAGUUAUUGUUGUAAAUUGGUAGACCUUCACACCCCCAUUGGAUGUCUAAAAAAGCUUGUCUACGUAGGCUUAAAUGGUUGUUUGAGGUUUAAAUCUUUUUUGUUUAACAUGAAGGAUUGUACUUGUUGUAGUGUGGAUGAAUCACUUGAGGUUGGUCUUUUAUCUAAGUUGCAUCUGAUUGUGGAGUCGCUAGAAAGAUGUCCAUUUCACCUGUAAAUACAUGCCAAAGUUUCUGUUUAUAUGUUUUUGUAAAGUAGAUCGACCCUCAUUGACUAGAAUUCUUGAGAAGUU
Lactuca virosa is the source of this 1440-nucleotide messenger RNA. NCBI's taxonomy places the organism in Eukaryota, Viridiplantae, Streptophyta, Magnoliopsida, Asterales, Asteraceae. The record is from the annotation of a GenBank genome assembly.